This is a messenger RNA of Colletotrichum karsti, 1215 nucleotides long. RefSeq lists its product as uncharacterized. The record is from RefSeq and is a predicted model, not a curated record. Bases 1 to 1215 code for a protein of 404 amino acids. The transcript is spliced from 5 exons. NCBI's taxonomy places the organism in Eukaryota, Fungi, Ascomycota, Sordariomycetes, Glomerellales, Glomerellaceae.
AUGGCACCCAUGGCUGAGAAGAUUGAGAAUCGAGGUCCGGAGCUUUUAGGCGUCAACGUCUUCUUCGUCACGACGGCCAUCAUCGCCACGGCUCUGCGAUGCUAUGUGAGGGCCGGGCUGGUCAAGGCCUUUGGCCGAGAUGACUGGCUUAUGUUGUUGGCUUUGGCCUUCUUUGUCUGCUACUCUUCGUUCUCGAUAGCGGGCGUUCACUAUGGCACCGGCCGCCAUUUCAAGGACCUCGCGGAGGAAAACAUUCACAAAGCGAUGGAGUGCUGGUGGUACUGCUACCUUUUCUACGCGCUCAGCAUGAUCACCUCGAAGAUGUCUAUCGCCUACUUUCUGCUCCGAAUCGCCACGAAAAAGAUGCACGUCUGGAUCAUCUACACCGCCAUGCUUUUCACCGUCCUCGCCGGAGUCGUCUUCUUCUUCGUCACGCUCUUCCAAUGUCUGCCGAUCGCCCGCUUCUGGAAUAAGAACGUCGAAGGAAACUGCAUCGACGUCAACGUCGUCAUCGGUCUGGCGUUCCUGUACAGCGCUUUCAGUGUCAUUUCCGACCUGACGUUCGCCAUUCUCCCCGGCUUCCUGGUCUGGGGCCUUCAGCUCAAGACGAAGGCCAAGUUGGCAUUGAUUCCUCUCCUGGUUAUGGGCUGCGUGGCAAGCUCAGCCGUCGUUGUGCGCUUUGCUUUCUUGAUGAACUUGAGAGACCCAGACUUUCUCUGGGCUACUCUCGACAUUGCGAUUUGGUCAUCCGUCGAACAGGGCUUGGCCAUCACGGCCGGCAGUCUCGCCACCAUCCGACCCCUUUUGAAGCUCGUCGGCUACAAGCUCGGCAUGACCACCAACCCCUCACGCAUGCGAAUGACGGACGACGUCGCCCGACGACCCUCAGCUUUCAUGAAUAACAGCCAGCAGCUCAAGAGCGGACAACACAACGAAGCACAGGAGGACGCCUACGGGCUGACCAUCAUCCCCUGCAAGUGCUGCGGCAACUUCAAAUGCGAGAAGAGGCAGAGCGGGGCCGCGUCGCCCAGCAAGGCCAAGAGGAGGUCGAGCCUGGGAUUCCCGACGAGGAUCAAGAAGGAGGAGCCGCACUCUCUGGCAAACGUCAAGUCGGUCAGCGAGAGCGAGGAGGAGUUGAACGCCGGGAGGGCGAGGGGCGACUCGCACAUCCACCACGACGGGCAGGGGGUUGUACCCAAAAGUUUUAUGUCCUGA